Messenger RNA from Acytostelium subglobosum LB1, 2100 nucleotides. RefSeq lists its product as hypothetical. The coding region runs from base 1 to 2100 and encodes 699 amino acids. The record is from RefSeq and is a predicted model, not a curated record. The transcript is spliced from 2 exons. NCBI's taxonomy places the organism in Eukaryota, Evosea, Eumycetozoa, Acytosteliales, Acytosteliaceae.
AUGGGAGAUCAUAAUCAUUCAAACAAACACAACAACUCUACAUCAUUUGUACCUCAAUGGCUACAAUCAAAAGAUUCAGCAGAUAAACAACAACAACAUAUGACUGAUAAUCAUCCCGAGCGCAAAUCAAACCUUUCACCUGAAGCAACAGCAACAGCAGCAUUGUCCAACUCACAGUCUUCGCCGCCACCUUUGAACAACAAUCAAACUGGCAUUCCAAAGUUAAAUAGAUCAAAGUCAUCACCUCACAUUGAACAGUUACUACAACAACAACAACAACUACAAUCACAACAACACUCAUCAUCAUCAUCUCAAACUAAACAUAAUAAUACUAUUAUACCAUCAUCUCUUAUCAGUGGUGGCACAUCAACAGCAACAUCAACAACAUCAAUAUCAACAUCUACAUCAUCACCUGUAUUGCAAUCCAAUGGAACUGGUCCAUCACAUCGAUCGUCGAAUGGCACAGUCACCAGCAUCAAUGGAAUCAACUUGAACAGUAUCAACAACAAUAACAACUUCAUUCUGAACAACAACUCAUCGUUCACCAAGUACAAGACCAAGCCACCACUGUCCACAUUCAAAUCACAACCGAAUCUAAACAACUUUAUCGAACAGACGCAGCUGCCGUCACAGCAGCAGCUACAGCCUCAGCCGCAGCAACCCACAUCAUCAUCAACAUCAUCAUCGAGCAAUAACAACAUUACAGUUAGCGGCAAGGCAACACCUCAACAACGUUUUACACAAUCCAUUUCACCAAGCAGUCAUCUCACUAGUGCCGACACACACUAUCCCUCCAGCCAGGAUACAUCUAAUCAUUAUCUUGUCAAUGGAGGUCUCAUUUCGAACCAAGCCCAGCAGCUGCAGUCGCAGUCGCAAUCACUUCAACAACAACAAUCAUUUGUAAACAAUGAACACAAUAUGGACGACAAUCUAGACAAUCAGGAUCAAUUCCCACCACUCGUCCUCAAAUCACCAAAGAUCACCUUCAACAACAACAACAACAUCAAUGUACGUUCUACUUCACCAACAUUCAAUGCCAAUUCACCUGUACCACUACUAUCACCUCCAAGCGCACAACCAAUGGCAUCAUCAGCGUCAUCAUCAUCGUCAUUAUCCGGUGUGACAAUGGCAACAGUUGUCCCCUUGAGCGCUGGCCCCACUCUGGCCUCGCUCAUCACCACAACCGCCACACAACAACAACUACAACAACAUCAACCAACGACAUCGACAUCGCCUCUGUCUGCCUCCACCGAGGACUCCAUCUCCAAGGAAAAGGCCAAGAUCAUCAUCCCCAACAUUGCGUCGUCGUCGUCCACCGGCAACAAGUUGUCCACAACGCACAAGUCUUCGAUCAUGUCCAACCCCAACUCAUUGUUGGCUGGCGCAAAGAUCGUCAAGGCUGGCGGUGGCCAGGCCGGAACGCUUGGCUCCACCACGCAGCCAAAGUCAACGGUACGAUCCAUUCAGAAUGGUACCAAUCCCAAGUUCAUCCGUGCCUACUCUGAGCCCAACCUCCAGUCGUCUCUGCCCACCAGCACCAAUGGCAACAAGGAUGACGUGAUCUCUGUGUCACGCAAGCAGCUCACUGAUCCAUCGCGCAAGUUGAAGACGCCCAAGAUCAAUAAGAUCAUCUCAAAGAAUAGCUUUUAUGAGAAGAUUCAACAGACUGAGCUCGAUGACAAGACGAAAGCACAGCAGCAACAACUUCAAUUGGAAGAGCAGCAACAACAGCAACAGCAACAACAACUUGAUGCUUCCGCUCAAACUAAGAAUGUCGCCAACAUGGUGCCAUCAGCAGACUCGCCAACAUUGACCAAGCAUUCAUUGUCAACUGGCUCAACAACUCCAUUGUCAAACCCAACACAGACCAAUGAGGGUGGAUCAACACGUUCAUCAUCGCUCAACUCCCCCAUGUAUCAGUUGGACCAUCCAUGCAACACAAGUGUCAACAGCAAUGGCGACGACGAGGAGGAUGUGGAGCAUGAAGAACGAUUCCUUCGCGGUCUGGGCUGGGUGCCAGCCGAGGAGGAUUCAUUGUCCGACACUGAGAUUGAGGAGAUCAGCAUGAAGAUGAAGGAAAUCAAAGCAAUCCCAUUGUAG